This is a messenger RNA of Periconia digitata, 603 nucleotides long. The record is from the annotation of a GenBank genome assembly. Lineage: Eukaryota; Fungi; Ascomycota; Dothideomycetes; Pleosporales; Periconiaceae.
CAGUCAGUCAGUCAGUGUGUAUGUACAUGGGCAAACAUGGCACCAUGGCGUCUUCUCCCGGGCCCAUCUAUCGGUUGCAUCCAUUGUUUCCGGCAUUGGCAGAUGCGUCCAAGUCCGAUGACAGGCUACUCUAGACAUGCCGAGCGAACGCGGGCCUGGUUUGGGAGAGAUGAGGUUGUGCGGAGGAGGAUGCGGGCAUGGCGUUCGUUCAAUGUUCGUUUCAAGCCCCCUGUUGGAUGGAUGGAUGGACGGAUGGAUCGAGUGGCCGCGGUGGCGCAACUUGCGGAAGCUAUGCGAGAUACAGAACGACGAUCGAGCACAGGCUCCCUCAACCAGCCCUCCCUGGUCUGGUCUUGUCUUGUCUUGUAUGUGCUUCUUGUUCAAUUGCAUGUUUGGUGGGCCUAUGCAAGUUUUGAUGAUAUCUACCAAUCGUCCCGUUUUUCUCUCUAUAUUUCUCUCUCUCUCCCUCGCUCAGUCUCCCUUCCCGUUCGCUCGUAUACAGUCGACGUGCACACAGACAAACAAAACAGCAAACAUGUCAACAGGUGCAGGGCAGGCACCAAGUCCGACAUUUGCCGGCCGCUCUACGGCAGCUUACCCUGA